UUUAUGAUUUGUGCUUUAGAGUAAUUGCGGUUAGGAUUAUCAGUGUUAUCGUCUGUUCAGGACAAUAUAAUACCCUUGUUAUCAGGGAACAGAAGAUAUUGGGAUGACAACUCUACAAAAUAGAUACCACAUCGACCUUCAGAUAUAGACAGAUAGAUAAGUCCUCUCAAGGUUUCCUAACUCCUUACUACUGAGAAACAAUGGCUGAUUCAUCUGACCUUCUGAAUCUGCUGAGAAAGCAUUGUAGUCUUCCCUGUGUCAAUAAUAAAUUAGUUUCAACAUGUUUUGGUGAAUAUCUUUCUCUAUCACGAAAAGAGGUAAUCAGCAUGUCAUUGUCGUUAUAUAUGAGACAGAGAGGUAGACUUACAACGAUCAAGAAUAUAUACUAACCGUGAUGCAGGGCUACACUACUAAGCCUUAGAAACAAUUAACCUGGAAAAUAUGCAUCACAAGUUUCUUAAAUUUCCUGUUAUUUGCUUUUGAUUGACCUGAUCCCUUCGGGAAAGGAAACUAGAAGUGGUAGGUGAAAACUAAGGAAUUCUGUAUCUACAUGUACUAACAGUGAUCAGGUACUUUGUGGUUUUUACUUCUGUGGACUACAUGUUCCACACUGACAAAAUAGCAUCUACUACAAAUAUACGUAGUCAUAUAGUUCACUUCUAUUACCACAAUGUGUUGUGAAGGUUUCGAAAAGCUUUUCUGGAAAACAAAAAUGCCAAUAAUUACAACUGGACUAGUGUUGAUCGUAGCCAAUAUACUACAACUAGUGGGUGUUGUCUCACCGGAGUGGGACAUGUUUGAUACGCCGUACUUUGGUUCCAAAAUGAGACUCUACCAGAAUCUAUGGACAAUUCACGACGAAAUCGAAGACGCAACUGUUCGAGAGGGAUUGUUACCACCAUUUAUAAACACAGAGUGGAAAGCCAGCGUCGUCGGACUGGAGGUCAGUGCGCUGGUGACUGGUGUCCUUGCACUUGUCCUGGUUAUCAGUACAAACGUCAUGGAAGUGUUGUCAAUGAGACAAAUCUUUCUGGUCACGUGUUAUGUUCUGGCGGUACUGCUAGCAUGCUCGUCUGCCGUCACAGCUGUUUUUGGUGUACAACUCUACAAAAUGAACUACAAAAGCAUCCUAAGCAUUGAAGCUUUUCAUUCUUUCAACGUACCGAUAGAGAAAUACGUCCUGUCCUGGGGUUCGCACGUCUCCUACGCGAGCGGGGGCUGCUACUUGUUAUCAGCGGUCCUAAUCAUCGUGAACAUCAUCAAAUCUGUGUCAACCACAGCCAAUUCAUUUGCAGUGUCACCAUCUACCUCUGGAAGUGAGCAUGCGUAGGGGAGGAGUAAAAAUCUAUGGGAUGUCGGGGAUAUAGAAAUCUACGGGACAUCGGGAAUAUAAAAAUAUACGGGACACCGGGAAUAAAGAAAUCUUGGGGAAAUCGGGAAUAUAGAACUGUAGGGGACAUCGGGAAUUUGGAAAUCUACGGGACACUGCGUGAACAACCUGCGGGGCUAAGGAAGGUAUGAACAACCUACGGGACGGUGAAUCUGUGAAUAACAACCUACAGCUCUUGUAAACAACCCACGUGAUGGAGAAAUGUGUGAACAAGUACAGGAGUUGGUGUAAACAAACUGGGGACUGGAGAAGGUGUGAAAAAACUACAAUAUUUAAGAUGUGUGAACUUUCUUUUUUCUCAAUUUUUUUAUUUCAAUAAUUUGCAAAUUUAUAUACUUGGCAUCUACAUCAUUCUUAUAACCAGCAUACAUUGUUUUACAUAUCACUACAUCAUUCUUCAUCUUAUAUCCAGCAUACAUUGUUUUACA
Molecule: messenger RNA, 1818 nt
Organism: Mizuhopecten yessoensis (Yesso scallop)
Lineage: Eukaryota; Metazoa; Mollusca; Bivalvia; Pectinida; Pectinidae
Exons: 3
Coding region: 671-1330 (219 amino acids)
Source: RefSeq, a predicted model, not a curated record